GAGGCACAGAAGAAGGACGAGAAGCUGCUGAAGUUCCCUGAGAAACUUCAGGACAUCCAGAGCGCUUCCAGAAUAUCAGUGGAAAACAUUGAGUUGGAGUUCUCGUCUCUCUACGUCAGGACCAGAUCCCUGGAGGAGAAGGUCCAGAGUGACCCAGAGCUCCUGGAGCAGCUGAACCCCUUCCUGCAGUGCUCCACAAGGACACUCCAGGACCUGAAGAGGUGUAGGCUGGACCUGCGGAAGGAGGGUAAAUCGCUUAUUGACUUCUUCUGUGAAGACAAGGACACCUUCAUGCUGGAUGAGUGCUUCCGCAUCUUCCAGGACUUCUGUCUCAAGUUCAAAAAGGCUGUCAAGGAUAACCGGGAGCGGGAGCAUAAAGAGGCGGCCAGGCAGCGGCGUCUCAGAGAGCUGGAGGAGAAGCGCUUUGCCUGGAUUGCCGAUCAGCAGCAGGCUGCUGGCGCAGGUAAUGGCGGCUUCGGCCGUAGCAGCAGCGAGAAUGACAUGGAUAUGCUCACCAAGGAGGGCCUCCUGGACUUCCUCCAGCAGCGUCCCGCCAGCCCCCACAGCCCCCUGGGUCGUUCAGCCAGCGCCCGUCGCCACCGCCGCACCGUGGCCGCCAUGGCCGACCGCGAGCUUAACGAAUACCUGGAGCUGUUCGGCAGUGAAACGGCACUACCAGCUGACUAUGCCAACAAGUUCAACAGCUUGCCGCGCUCCGGCCGCACCCUCCAUCGGAGAACCGCCCCCUGUCUUGUGUCCCAGGAUGACAACCACAAGCUGGGGAAUGGGCAGCAGGUGCUGGCCACGUCACACCGGGCUGAGACGGAGCCCAUCAGCCCCUUGGCCAUGUACUCUUUCACAGGCUUUAAUGCCAACGAGGAACCGUAUAACAAAAAUAACAAUUACACGACCGUAUCCGAGGGGAGCUAUCUGCCUCGCUCAUGUCAGAACCGCAACGUCUUUCAGAAGACGCCCAACCCCAGAGCGAGCGUCACGGCACACAUGAACGUCAGCGUGGAGAGGCACACUCUAGUCCUGGGAAUUCAACAGUUUGACCUCCCCAGUCCGAACAAUAACACAAAUCAAAUGCACUUCGUUGACCACAAAGACUUGGUGGUAACGGACUUGGAAAUGAAGACGGAAUCUCCAAAGACACUCAUUUUGGAUACCCCUCCUCCUUGUCCAAAGAGUUUGGAAAGAGGACCAGAGCCCGUGGCGUGGGAAGGUAAAAUGCCGUCCUCUCAGUUUGUGGUUGGUUCACUUCAGAAGGAGGAAGAGGAGGAAAGCAGCACCGUCUCCUCAACCACCUGUGAUAUGCCCCUCCCUCUUGACCCCUCCGUAUCCAAUAAGAAACCGGUGUUCUACAUCUUAGACUGCACAGAAACGGACUGCUCCGUAGCGCUUGACUACUCUGAGAUCGAAAGCUCGCCUCUAAUGAGUGAAGGAUUGGUCCCCGAUGUAAAAAACACUGACUGCAACAACAUCCAGGGGAACCUUCGAGACCCCAGCUCACUAUCCUCCAACUCCAACUUUGAUUCCACAUCCAAAAAUGAUCAGUCCGUCUCUGCCUCCACAAAUGAGCUGUCGGUGUCAAAGUCCACAGACGAACGUGCCCCAUCCGUUGGCUCACUCGUCACCACGGAAGAGGGGGACACAGAUAGCUGGGACACGGAAGAGGCUAGGCAGGUGGGCGAGAAAGCUGUACAGACAUAUAGCCAAAAACCAACACACGCCAAGACCAAGAAUGUGUCAAAAGUUUCCAAAAACAGCAAAGUGGGUUGCGGCGUCAGGAUAUUGACCACCACUGAGAACCAGGGCAUGCGGAAGGUGGUGCCCAUCACCAAGCUAAGCCGGACUGGCCGUAAUGCCAAGCGGGUGGAGAGACCCGCCGGAGGCCAUGAGGGUGCCAGGCAGCCGCUCAUCGACAAGAGCACCCCAGCCAGGGAGAGGGGUGAGAAGACCGGUUGGCCCGCCCGCCACUCCAGCUUGCCCCCAGAGACCAAAUCCCAGGGGAACUCUGGCCUCUCUGGCUGGGCACGUGACCUCACCCUGCGAAAGCCCUCCUUCCGCAAGCCCAGCGCCAAGCCGCUGAGGAACCUGCCCAAGGCACCGCCGGAGGAGAAGAUGUGCCGCUCCACCAUGAGAGCCCUGGCUGCUCAGGCCCAAGGUCAGGUUAGGACACCCUCUGAGGCUAGCGCUCCCGAGACACCUAUUCACAGCUCCAAAACCCCAUCAGCCACCCUGCCUGGCUGGGCACGCAACACUGUGGCCUCCUCCUCUCGGACCACCAAGAAGGAACUCGCUCCAACCCUCUCCAACCCCCUGACCCCCUCCAGGAGCCCCUCUCUCCUGUCCCGGAGCAGCUCCCAGAGUCAAGCACCCGCUCAGCCGCAAGCCGCUGCCACAACCACACCUCCUGCCAAAGGGGGGCAGCAUUCACCCCGGGGGGAGGAGAAGGAAAAGGCCCAAGAGGGUGGUCUGCAGAGGGUGCAGAGCGUCAGGGAAUCAAGCCGGGCGAGCACUCAGCGUAGCGACGCCCCCCCAUCGCCGCCCACCCGUGAGCGCUCACGCAAGAGCAGCAGCUUCUCCGAAAAAUCUGUCCAAUCCACUACGUCAUGUAGGACCAUCAAGCCCACCUGGAAGUAGAACUCAAAUAUGGUGGAACUUGAUUGGAGCAAGAGAGGAAGAAAUGGUUUUCCCCACAUACUGUAGACUGACAUUUUGUGUCCUCUUUCAUUAGCUACUCUAAGACAUCCCACCUCAUCCAUAUCAAGUCAUUAUACAGGGCUCCGUCAACACGUAUUGUAUGAACUGCAAAAAUAUAUAAUGCACUGUAUAAGAUUAUUUCUUCAUGAGCCCCCGUUUGUAUUUGAGCAUUCUUCACGGGGAGACAGAACUGACAAAUGGCAAAAUCCCCCCUUUUUUUUUCUUUGCCUGCGUUGUGGUCUUAAACUCUAUUUAAUAAGGUAUAAUAACAUGUCAAAAAAGAAAAAAAAUAUUAUGCUUUUUUUUACAACCCAUUUUAAGAUGGUGUUUACAUGGUAUUUACUUAAAAACGAUGUGGUAGUAACAAUGGAUAUUUUCUGGUACUCACCUCAAAGAAUACAACACUAUUGGUAAUUUACUGUUACCAAAUGGCACAUAGCGACACGUGUGUCAACACAUCUCGUGUGAUUACUAUGCAAUUAUUAGAUAAUUACCAUUUAAACAAGUACUUUCUAGGUAACUACCUGGUAAACAAUGACUGUAAAAUGAAGUGUUACUGAAAACCCACUACUGAACAUGCUUGAAUGUUGCUAAUUAGCUUUGACAAUUUGGGCACUGUGUUAGUGUCUUCAUUCAGGGUAUGAGCUUUGUAAGACGCUGCCUUGCUGCUGUUGUGAUUGUGACUUUCCGUGGUUCUCUACUUUCCUUUGCACAGCCGUACUAUACAGUAGCCUGGAGUCCACACUGAAUAUUGCUCUGUUUUUCACUUUACUGAUGUAGUCUGAGUCUGAUCCAAUAGGGUUCAUUUGGAAUUGGCAAAAAAAAGAGCUGGUCCAAUCAGUGUCUUCUCAGAUACUAUGUGCGGGACAAUAAUGAAAAUAACUAUUCAGGGCCUUAUUCACUAGAAACCAAACGGGGGGGGCAGAAUAAGAAACAAAGAAAUAUCUGUUUUCGUUUUCCGUUUGCACUAAAGAAUAUGACCCUGGCUCAGUGUCAUUGUACUUCUCAGCAGCUGGACACUGAGUUCCUUUCCCGCUCCACUGAAGUUAUACCGCGGUUAUACUUGACAUUGCAAAAAUAGUAUAUAGUAAAAAAAAUCCAAAAUAAAAGGCCACAGAAGAAAUGCCCAUAGGCCCCAUUUAAUCCAACCGGGUAUCCGGGGUUAAGAUAAAUAGACAUUGUUGUUGAUGUGCUGCAUCGUGUUGGACAAAAUUAUAUGUGUAGUCAGACAUUAGGAAACUGAACUAUAUUUGAAUUCUAAUGUCAAGGAAGUUGAAGAAUUUUGUUUUUCAAUUGUUUUGGAUAUUUGGUUGUGUGUUUGAUUGAAUCAGGUAUCCUAUUGUGUACUGAGUCAAGUACAUUAACUAUUACUAUUAGCAAGUACAGAACGUUAUUGAGUCAUUAUCCUCUGUUUAUGAUACUCCAGUUAGUCCUUUUGUAUGAUUCCACUGUAAAGUUUUACCUUUACCUCUUAGAAUACAGUACAUGCCAAGGGUGUACUUUGUCAUGCAAUGCAUUUUCAUGUACUUGUGGUACUUUUGACAUUUGUAUGUAUAUAUCAAUAACGAGCAAUGUUUCUAAAUGCUCUUGAUAAAACGCCUCCAUUCAAGCAUGGAGUAGAAGUGCACACAAAGGAAAUAUUUUUCCUGCUUUAUGCUAUAGCUAGACCAACACUAAUGCUAUGAAAAACAACAUUGAACAUGUAGCUCUUCAGACUGAAGUAACACCCAACAUGGUGUUGUUAUUCUCUGCGUUUUGUCACAAUAAUCGUCUUUGUAAUCCUCAACUUUUUUACUGUGAAUGUUGUCAUCUCCUGAUUUUUGUAUUUACUUGACAUUGUGUAAUUGUGUUCCUUGACCGCCAUCGGUCGUGAUCAAAGUAAUACUGUAGAUUCUUCAGCCCUGCAAUUGCUCCUCACUACACUGGUCCCAGAUCAGUUUGUGCUGUCUUGUUGACUCCUAUGGUCAUUGGCAAGCCAGCACAAACAGAUCUGGAACAAGGCCAGCUUGUCACACCAGUUGCCUUUCAAACAGCAGUGUGCCAUUUGACAUAAACAACAACAACUAGAGUGCAUUAACUUGAAGCUUGAUGUUGCCGUCCCAUAAUCAGUGUCUCCUAAAUUGUAAAUAAGAGUAGAAAUCCUCCCUACCUUCCAUUGCACCUACCAAAAUAGCUAUUAGACUGGAUACUACAAAUCACGGGCUUAGCCAAUUAGCUGUCCACUCUGUGUACAUAGUGUAAAGACAUACUAUUUUUGAUUGAUAUACGUAGAGCUCGCAAUAUGUUUACACGUAGCAAACUGUAUAUGGAGGCUUGGAAGUAGUGAAGGUGAAAGGAUUCUGUUGACAAGUGGAAAUGGUUAACCAGACUUUUUCCUUUCUUGAAAUUGUCACAAUGAACAGCAUCGUUGUUCACAGACCAUACAUUGAGGCACUCAAUUCAACUUGUCUUGAAUCAACCAUGUCAAUCGACUGUACUCUACGUCUGAGGAUAUCUCAAGCAUCUCUAUACAGUUGUUGUACCAUGUCUGUCUGCAAUAUUGAAAACCCACAACUGAAAAUGUUUGAAUGCUGCUAAUUAGCUUUGACAAUUUGAGGACUGUGUUAGUGUCUUCAUUAGGGUAUGAGCUUUGUAAGACGCUGCCUUUCUUCUGUUGUGAUUGUUGUACCAUUUCUGUCUGCAACUCUCAGAGUAGGCUUAAGAGAGCCCAUUUUAAAUUGAUCCUACAGGCCACAACCCUGCAGUAGGCCAUGAUAUGUGUAUCUCCCUGCUCUCUGCAAUGCAAAUGAAGCGAGGCAGCGAAUGUCACAAAAGACCCAGAGGCCAUACGUCAGCCCAGAUGGUCUGUCUCUCA
Oncorhynchus keta (chum salmon) is the source of this 5560-nucleotide messenger RNA. Its product is annotated as FH2 domain-containing protein 1-like. The transcript has 4 exons. The record is from RefSeq and is a predicted model, not a curated record. NCBI's taxonomy places the organism in Eukaryota, Metazoa, Chordata, Actinopteri, Salmoniformes, Salmonidae. The annotation marks the transcript as partial.